Phragmites australis (common reed) is the source of this 2790-nucleotide messenger RNA. RefSeq lists its product as uncharacterized. The transcript has 8 exons. Lineage: Eukaryota; Viridiplantae; Streptophyta; Magnoliopsida; Poales; Poaceae. Gene Ontology annotation, molecular function: protein binding. Bases 638 to 2437 code for a protein of 599 amino acids. The record is from RefSeq and is a predicted model, not a curated record.
AUUCCGUAAUGAAAAAUAUAUGUUGUCGCAACUAGAAUAUAUAUAUAUUGUUGUGACUGAAAAACGUAUGUCGGAGUGACCGAAAAAUAUAUGUUUACAUGAUUAGAAAAAUACAUGUUGUCGCAACCGAAAAGUAUAUGUUGCAUGAUCGAAAAAUAUAUGUUGGUGUGACAAGAAGCAACCUCUAUUUAAAAAUAUCUUUUCUUUUCUUUUUUUUAAGAAUAUUCAGGCAGUCGACAAAAGUCACAGAAAAGCUGACAAAGUCAACAGCCCACUAAGGGCCCAUCCGCAGCGAGGCCAGGAGCCCAUGAGGCCCAGAAACCCAUUGAUCAGGGCCCAUCAAGGCCCACUACUAAUGUACAAGGCGGUCGCUGGUGGCUCCGUCCGUCUCCGAGCUUGGGCUCUCUCUCUCUCUCUCUCUCUCUCUCUCUCUGUCUCUCCCCCCGUCUUCGUCUCCGCCUCCGUCCGCCGAGGCCUCGUUCCCUUCCCCGACCGCCGCGCCCGCCCACCGCGCUCCGCUGCUGCUGGACCGGCGCCGAGGGGAGAUCCAUCGGGACACGGGAUUGAAUUCCUCUGGUGCGGAUUCCUUCGCUUCGUCGAUCGAUCUCGGCUGCUGCUGGUAGGUUAGGACAGGAGGAUGAAGCGCAAGCGUGUCCGCAAACCAGGCAAGAAGACUGCUCCGGUGAUCGCCGUGGCGGAGGCCUCCUCGUCGGAGUCACCGUCCAGUCCAAGCACCGAAGCAGCAAACAGCCCGGCACAGCAGGCAGAGGAUGAUGCGCCUGUUACCUCUGCAGUAGUAGCAGUGCCUGAACCACCACCGCCGCCUCCUCCGGAUCCACCUCAGAAGCCCAGCGCUGCCGCACCAGUUAAUCCUGCCGAUAUACCAUACGCCAAGCCUAAAGUGGGAGCUGUGUACGGCCGUGUGAAAUUGAAGUUUAAAUCUUCGAAAGUGGUAGAGCCACCACUGCAGCAGAGUUCUUCGGAAGUGCAACCACCUGCUGCCGAUGCUGGCAAAUCUGGAAGCGCUGCUGUCCCUGAAGUAAUCAAAGAAGAAUUUGCUGCGGAGAAGACUACUGUAUUAACGGAUGGGCAGCAAACAGACGGGAAAGCAUCGGAGUUGAGUGGUUCUGAUAAGGAAAAGGGGGCGAGGAAAGUAGGAGGCAUCAAAAUCAAGUCUGCGGGAUUAUCUUCUGUAGAAAAUAAGACCCCAGAUAGGAAAGCUGAUUCCAUAGAUGAGCCUCCUCCGAGCAAGCAGGAAACUAUCUCGGAAAACAAAGAAAUUGAGGACACAUUGGAGCCAAGGAGCUCUCAGGAGUUGGAGGAAAAGCAAUCUACUCCAGAACGUCAGCGUGAUGAGAAAGAUCUGGCUGCUGCACUUGAAGCUAUCAAGAAAGUCAUGAAGAUGGACGCUGCUGAACCGUUCAACACCCCGGUGGACCCUGUUGCAUUAGGAAUACCUGAUUAUUUUGAUAUCAUCAACACUCCUAUGGAUUUUGGCACAAUAUGUCAAGAUUUAGAACGUGGUAACAAGUAUAUGAACUCAGAGGAUGUCUAUAAGGACGUUCAAUUUAUAUGGGAUAACUGUACCAAGUACAACAGUAAAGGUGAUUACAUAAUCGAGCUUAUGAAACGGGUGAAGAAGGCCUUCAUGAAAAAUUGGUUGGCAGCAAGUUUGUAUACUGAUGCACCAGAGAGUGGUGGCAAUGACAACACUGGCGAUGAGGAUGCCAAAGGACACUCAAAAAGCAAGUCUAAGAACAAACGGCGACGCCCAGGGAAUGAUCGCCACAAAAAUGACUGUGUAUGUGCUGUUUGUCAAGUUACACGACGUAAGAAGGAAAGGGAUGAAAUAUUGGCUGUCGUAGAUAAUGAAACUGCUAUCAUGAAUAGUAACACUUCUGACCAGAACAACAUGGAGGGAAACUCUGGCGCUAAUAAUCCUGGUAGUCAUGAUACAUCCUCUAGUCAGGAGCAACCACCAAAAACUGGUGUGUACAAAGAGACAGCAGAAGCAAAUGAUUCAGAUAUUCAGAUGGAAUAUCUUGGAAAAUUUUCCAGUGGCCAGCUGUCUAGUUUGCCACAUCCUGACUAUGAAGACGAGGGCUCCAGACAAUACUUUGAGGAAAAAGAACGGGUUGAGUAUAGAGAUAUGAACAAUCAGGAAGAACAUACUCCCACUCAGCCUAAUGAUUACUCUGAAGUCGAAGUCGAGCGUCACCACCACAAGGCACAGAUAGAUAGCAGCCAAGAGGUUGAAAUGGAGGACUAUCCCAUUCAGCAGGAGAACCCCUCAUUCUUGCAACUGUGUGCGCGCCUUUUCCCCAGAGACCAGAGUUCCAUUUUCAGGGGGCGCCAUUCUUUGUUCCGUCGACGACGCCAAGUUUUAUUCAAGGAAAGCCCCCUACAUGCCGCGAUGACAGCGAUAAUGAAACGGUAGGAAUUUUGCAGUUUGGCUACUUGGCAGUGGUUUCGUGCAAGAGAAGCUCCAGGCAGCGUUCUGACUUUAGCAAAGCUGUACGCUGAAGACAUGGAAGCUGGUUGGAACAAAGCUGAUUAGUGUAGAAAAUUUUCUUUGAGCUCAGGAUCUGGUAUAAUGUAGGUGUGUGACAUUAGUUGAGGGAUGCCUAUCUACGCGACAUGGAUUUCAGAAUUCUCUUGGUGUACACUUCAUUUUUGUAUCAGGCCUCUUGUGACAACCACAUGUUGUUUCCUUGCUUGCCGCCCUGGCAUAGGGUUGGCCUGAACUGAAACCCCUAUAAUAAUUGGAUGAUCUGAAGAAGGAUUUGUUUA